AUGGACUUGGCUGCACCCCAGAAUGAUCCCCAACAAGCGCCUCCCGUAGGCCCGCCCGCUGUGAGUGAUGACGCAUUCAUCAAUGACCAGGACGCCGUCGACAGCGCGGGCGACGAUGAUGACGACGACGACAAGCCCAAGUCUGACAAGAAGGCAGGAAGACGAAAGAUCAAGAUCGAAUUUAUCCAGGAUAAAUCGAGACGUCAUAUAACCUUCUCUAAAAGGAAAGCUGGCAUAAUGAAAAAGGCAUACGAGCUCUCUACCCUCACCGGCACCCAGGUUCUGCUCCUCGUCGUCUCAGAGACUGGUCUUGUAUACACCUUUACCACCGCCAAGCUCCAGCCUCUCGUGACCCAGCCAGAGGGCAAGAAUCUCAUCCAGGCAUGUCUCAAUGCCCCCCAUGGAACCUUGCCAUCGUCCAUGCCAGUCGGGACCCCGCUUGGACGUCAGUCGGGUGGCCCACCCAUGGCUAUGCCUCCCCCAGCAGCCGGCGCCAGUAAUCUUCCAGGUGGCCUGUCCAUCAGUGGACAGGCAGGUGCCAAGGAAGACGACGAUGGUGGCCAUGACGAUGACGAAGCUGCUCAUGGUGGUCGGGCGAACUCUGGAGAUAAGCGCCGUCGUCGUGCCUCGUCCAACGCCGGCGCUACCUCUGCUCCUCCUCGAUCUGGUGGCGGCACCUCACCCCACUCUCCCAACAGCACCAUCCCCCCUUCUCUUGCCAUUCCUCCUGGUUCCUCAGGCCAGCCUCCACCCCAGUCACCCCAGCAGCAGCCACAAAUUCCGCUGGGGUCCCCGACGUCUCCGAACCAGUCCCAUGCGCAGGUCCCGCCCCAGUCGGCUGGUCAGUAUGGGUCAGGACCUUACGGCCACCAUCAUCCAGGCCAAGGGGACAUGUAUCCACACAUGAUGCCUGCAUAUGGCUAUGGCGCUCCUCCGGGUAGCGGUGGCCCGCCUGGCGGGCAACUUGGAGCUCUUGCAAAUACCGCCGCCGCGCAGCAGGGCCAUUGGCAGCAACAACAACAGCAGCAGCAGCAGCAGCAGGUUGGUCAAAGUGGCCAUUAUGCUCGUCGGUGA
Messenger RNA from Guyanagaster necrorhizus, 1074 nucleotides. Its product is annotated as SRF-TF-domain-containing protein. Bases 1 to 1074 code for a protein of 357 amino acids. The record is from RefSeq and is a predicted model, not a curated record. Gene Ontology annotation, molecular function: cis-regulatory region sequence-specific DNA binding; DNA-binding transcription factor activity, RNA polymerase II-specific; protein dimerization activity. The transcript is spliced from 3 exons. Gene Ontology annotation, biological process: positive regulation of transcription by RNA polymerase II. Lineage: Eukaryota; Fungi; Basidiomycota; Agaricomycetes; Agaricales; Physalacriaceae.